Coregonus sp. 'balchen' is the source of this 9403-nucleotide messenger RNA. Lineage: Eukaryota; Metazoa; Chordata; Actinopteri; Salmoniformes; Salmonidae. The record is from the annotation of a GenBank genome assembly.
AUGAAGACACUGCUACAUUGCCGACUUGUUUCGUUGCAAAAGAGUUCCCAGCCACGUCAACUUCAUCCGUGGCAGUAAAGUUAAAGCAGUCAUCGGAUACAGAAUUUAACAGGGUGAGCGUCUGGAUCAUGUCAGUUACGGUGGUAAUGCCAAUAUCGCCCUAAAUGUCUGUAACUUGUUCGCAAACCAGCAGGAAGAUUAGUGAAGUUUAUAUUGGCUGUAAAUUAGCUGAAAAUUAGCUGAGUAGCUAGCCAUACCUGCUAACGCGUUAGCUAAGCGAAGCGAAACGAAGCUAGCUAGCUAGCAAAUUAGCUCUGGUGAUCCGGCCAGGCUACAACAAGGAGCUAUUGUAAUUUCUCUAGCUAGCAGCACUGCAGCAUAAUGAGAUGUUUUCAGUGUCAUUAUUCAGAACACUGGUGUCUUGUAUUUGUAUGUGUUGAGUAGCUCACCAUCAUAAUUACUUAUAUGAUAAUUGUUUUAUAUUGGUUACAGCUCUAUUUUGUUACAUAUGGAGAACAUUUUACAAUGAUAGUAGCUUAAUACGAAUACAAACAUACCAUAUUGUCAGGCUAAUUACACAAAGGGGACUUAGUGACACAUGACAAUAACAUGUACUUUGAGCCUGAGGCAAUAGUAGCACUGCUAUCUUGGACAUAGGCCAAUGAAGAGACAGAAAAAGAGGGUGCUUUCAUUAUCCCCUGCACCAAAAAAUGGGGGAUGUGAAAAGCAUUUGUACUUUUGGUUAAUGUAGGAUAGUGUUAGACGAUAAACAAUUUGAUGGUGUAAAUAUAAACGAUUAUACAUUAAGUAAUCUAUUUUAAUGUAUAUGUUUUAAAAUUGUCUACUUUCACAGUGAAACAGUAUAUUAACCCCUGUAAAUGGCUCAACCUUUGCCGAAACACCCCACAAGGCAUUGAAAGGGGCUUGUAUGUGGAGUCUCUAUCAUUUCAACCUGUUGAUGUGCUGCCUAUGACCCAUGCUGCUAUCCACAAAAUGGAGGCCGAUAAUUGCCCUGCUGGAAACGAGGUGGAACAAACAGUUUCCUCACCUCAACAGGAGAACACUGCUGUAGGUGAUCCAGACAGUCAAAGCCAGACCUCUAAAGCUGCCUCCAAAGCUUCCCACCCUGAAUCAGAGGACCUGGACUCCUUUAACCUGAUAGAGCCCCCUCCUCUGGACUGGAGGUCGGAUGACUCUAGUGAAGCAGGGUCAGUGGAAGAGAUGGACGACCCCAGCUUUCCUCCCUCCUCGGUCCCUGUGGACAGUCCAGAGGAUGUACGAGGUGAGUCCCUGCCUCCAGAGGACACCAGUGACACUGUAGCUUCUCCUGUGGUAGUCAGCCAGGAGGAGCUAAUCUACUUUGCUCCUGAGGAUAGAACCCCAACCGAACAGGUCCUGGAUCCUUGUGAAAAGGAAAGAGUGGUGGAGGAAGAGAAGAAGGUUGAGGUCCGGAGACCAGGUGACGAAGAGCACACUCGGAUCCAUCACCUGUUGAACCGACUCCAGGUCAUCAGAGAAAGCCCUCUCCCCAGGGACUCAACCUCUGACCCUACACCAUCAGCAUUCUCUGAGCCCUCUGACUUUGACCCUCCAGGCCCAUCUCUGUUGACUGACGUCAGCCCGUUGCUACCAGAGCAGAACCUGAACCAGGCCACGGGGCUGCUGUUCUCUGAGAGUCACCAGAGAGACCUAUUAGGGCUGCUGGAGUGUACAGAGAUGAAGGUUCCCCAGCCCAGUCCCUCUGACACCCAGGUUCCUCCUUACAUGGCCCGGAGAGAGGAGAUGGACGCGGUGGUGUCUGUCUCCUACAACCAGGAGGACGGCGAGAGGUUCUGGGACCACUUUGGGAACGGCGGGCGGUUGCGCCACAGGGAUGACUCCAUGGACUCUUUCCCUGAGGAUGAGGUCCCUGAGCCUGUGUGGAUGAAGUUAGGGGAGGAGGCUCCAGAAGAGGUCAACGCUGCAGAGAACAGUGAGCGGGUAGGUUUGACAUGCUGAAAGAUUGUUAUUAAUGAUUAAUGGUGGUGUUAUUAUACUGAACAAAAAUAUAAACGCAACAUGCAACAAUUUUCAAAUUCAUUAGGCCCAUAUCUAUGGUUUUCACAUGACUGGGCAGGGGCGCAGCCAUGGGUGGGCCUGGGACGGCAUAGGCCCACCCACUUGGGAGCCAGGCCCAGCCAGUCGGAAUGAGGUUUUUCCCCACAAAAGGGCUUUAUUACAGACAGAAAUCCUCCUCAGUUUCAUUAGCUGUCCGGGUGGCUGGUCUCAGAUGAUCCCGCAGGUGAAGAAGCCAGAUGUGGAGGUCCUGAGCUGGCGUGGUUACACUUGGUCUGCAGUUGUGAGGCCGGUUGGACGUACUGCCAAAUUCUCUAAAACGACGUUGGUAGAGAAAUUAACAUUACAUUCUCUGGCAACAGCUCUGGUGGACAUUCCUGCAGUCAGCAUGCCAAUUGCACAUUUUAGUGGCCUUUUAUUGUCCCCAGCACAAGGUGCACCUGUGUAAUGAUCAUACUUUUUAAUCAGCUUCUUAAUAUCCCACACCUGUCAGGUGGAUGGAUUAUCUUGGCAAAGAAGAAAUGCUCACAAACAGGGAUGUAAACAAAUUUGUGCACAUCAUUUCAGAAAUACGAAUUUUGUGCGUAUGGAACAUUUCUGUGAUCUUUUCUUUCAGCUCAUGAAACAUGGGACCAACACUUUACAUGUUGCGUUUUAUAUUUUUGUUCAGUAUAGUACCAAUUAUUUUGCUGAUGAUUGGUUUAAAUGAGCUGUGUCUUUUACUUUGUUCAAUAAUCAUUGACCUCUUCACUUACAGGGCACAGAGGACCACCCAGCCUAUAAAGAUGGUAAGCGUAACUUAGGCUAUGUAAUACUUCUGUGCUUCUUUUAUUGGGGUCUCAAUAAUAAUAAUAAUAAUAAUAAUAAUAAUGCGUUUCUGAUAAGUCACUUUGUUUUUCUGUUAGUGCCUGGCCCCUGUGACCCAGAUGACCUCCUGGAUGGGGUCAUAUUUGGGGCCAAGUACCUGGGCUCCACCCAGCUCAAGUCUGACAAGAACCCCUCCACCAACGCCCGAAUGAAACAGGCCCAAGAGGCUGUGGACAGGAUCAAAGUGUGUUUACUUUUGGCAUUUUAGUCGUUUAGCAGACGCUCUUAUCCCGAGCGACUUACAGUUAGUGCAUUCAUCUUAAGUUAGCUAGGUAAGACAACCACAUUUCUCAGUCGAUUGGGACCGCUGGGGUUAGAAUGUGCUGUGGCAGAACCUUUCGCAUGUUUUUUCCCCACUGUGGGGUGGUGCUACAGUCACAGUCAUAGUAAGUAACUUUUCCUCAAUAAAACAGCUAACAGCAAAGUCAGUGCUAGUAAGAAAAGACAAGUACAAUGGUAGGGUGUUUUUUUUUUAGAUGUUGUCGGAGGAUUGGCAGGGACUCGGCUGUCCUGACGUUAGGGGGAAGCUUGUUCCAGCAUUGGGGUGCCAGGACAGAGUACAGCUUUGACUGGGAUAAGCGGGAACUGGGAGGUCCAAGAGGCCAAAGGUGCCAGAAUGGCUCAGACCGUUCUACUAAAAAGGUGUGAUCUGCUUUAGAUUGUGUCAUCAAAACAUCUGCUCUUGUCUUUCUCCAGGCCCCAGAGGGAGAGUCUCAGCCUAUGACUGAGGUGGAUCUCUUCAUCUCCACUCAGCGCAUCAAAGUCCUCAGCGCAGACACACAGGUAUGACAUGGUUUGAAUGGAUGUCAAAGUAGUUAAGGUCAUUCCUUGAAUAGCAGUGUCUCUAAUUUGAGUCGUACUCGACUUGUACAGUUGAAUAGUCAAGAGAAUUCUGUAACACAGUUUUUCAGCUUUCUCCCUUCUGAAUGGCUGACUGCUCCUAGAUAUAUAGCGGUUGCUGUUAGACUAACCUGGCCGUCUUCGUUGUUAGACCCAGUGGGAAUGGAUCUAUCAUGGAUAUUUUUCAUGAAAGUGUUAGUAAACUUACACCUAAAGUGUUAGUAAACAGUAAAUGUUUCCAUACAUUCAUCCCUCCUGUUUCUCCUAUAGGAGGCCAUGAUGGACCACCCUCUCCAGAUGAUCUCCUACAUCGCAGACAUCGGCAGCAUUGUGGUCCUGAUGGCUCGCAGGAAGUCGGCCGGGGGCCGUAAAGGCCAGGAGGGGAACCCCGCUGGGGCCAACUCCCCCGGGCCACAGAAAAAGUGCUGUAUGAUCUGCCAUGUGUUCAACUCCGAUGAUGUGAGUCAGCCAAGCGGAAACCAUACAACAUUAUGUCCAAUAGGUUUUCUGUGGGUUUAUUUGGUUGAAAAUAAUUAGAUUGGGUUGAACUGGUUUUUUAAAUUUGUAUAUCCGGUGCCAGUCUUUUUCUGCAGUACUUGAGCCAACUUGUUGUUGUCUUGUCUAAGCAACUAGGUAAACCAGCUUUGUUGAAUACAGAAACAAACAGCCUGGCACUCAGGUUAGUUUUCAUGCUAGGAGUCGCUAAACAGGAGGAAACACUAAUUACCAGUUCAUUACUGUUAGGGUUAGGUUGAGGUUUGGGAUAGGUUAUGGUUAGGUUUAAUAAUACGUUAGCCACAGCCUAUUUUGGCUUCAUGAAAUACUCUGUGAGAAGGAACAGGUAUGUAAAGGAUUACCAAACUGUUGGCUGAUGUCUGAACACGCCCACUGUCUCUCUCCUGCAUGUAGGCCCAGGUGAUCGCUCAGGCGAUUGGCCAAGCCUUCGGUGUGGCCUACCAGCAGUUCCUCCAUGCCAACGGCAUCAAGGCCAGCGAGCUAAGGCCCAGCGAGUACAGUGACUACCUGGGCACACAGGAGCUCUACAACGGAGACCUGGUGCACUUCUCUGAUUCAGAUAACAUCAGAGAGGUACAGUAACACCCAGCAUUUCAGCACCUUGUUGUUAGUACCAGCCGGGGUGUCCUUUUGAGUGUAGGUCUAAAAACACAGUAUUCCUCCUACCCCUCAGGGUUUCCCAACCCUCUCCUCGGGGACCACCAGAUGUUUCACAUAUUGGUUGUAGCCCUAAACUGGCACUCCUGAGUCAAUUAGUCAACUAUCACCAUGCCCUUAACUAAUUGAAUCAGGUUUGCCAGUUCAGGGCGACAAAAACGAUGUGAAAUGUCUGGGGGUCCCCGAGGAGAGGGUUGGGAAGUACUUGCCUAGAUAAGAAUCUGUUUUAACAUUGUUCAUGGAGAUAAUGUUGUCCUUCAUAAACCAAAGAGAUAUUUGCUUGUUGUACAGUAUGCAACAACCACUUACUCUAUUGCUCAAGACACUACUGAAACAGAUCCAUACAUUUCAUGAUUUAAGUGAAAUGUACAUCAAGGUUGUUUUCAGUUAAGAUUUUAAAAAAAAUUGAAACUGGGUGAGGUACUCCCUGAACUUGUCCACUAAGAACAUAGAUUUUUGUUUUCCAUUGCAAAAGGUAUUGCUACGGUGUUUACCUACUGAACAUCACCCAGAUGAAAUUCCAUCUUUCUCUUAAACCACCUUCCCGCUGUCUGUGUCCAGGUGUCUAUCUCCAAGGCUCCUGGAGAGAUAGUGGGGGUGGCGGUGGUGGAGUCGGGCUGGGGGUCCAUCCUGCCCACGGUGGUGGUGGCCAACCUGCUCCAUGGUGGCCCUGCAGAGCGCUGCGGGGCCCUCAGCAUUGGAGACCGCAUCAUGUCCGUCAAUAGCACCAGCCUAGUGGGCCUCCCCAUAACUACCUGCCAGAGUAUCAUACGGGUAAGAGGGGGUUGUGUUGUGCCUCUGUGUUUCAUUAGUUCCUGUGACUGUUGGCUGUGUCUAUCGUGUAGUUCGUAGAAUGCACACUAGAUGGUGCUGUAUUGAUGAAGUUGAAGUCAUAGAGCAGUGUUCCCCAACUGCGGCCCGCAGGUGAUUUUAUUUGCCCCCCCAUGUUUACUGAGCAAAAAUACGUUUGUUUAGAUGUUUUAAUGUUGGACAUAAUAGACUGUAAAGACACCAGCAAAUCAGCUCCAAGUGAUACACAUUUUGAAAAUCUGUUCCAAAGUAUUCCCAUGCAUAAUAGAGAAAUAUACACUGAGUAUACCAAACAUUAGGAACCCCUUCCUAAUAUUAACCGAUGCGCCUGGCACCUACUACCAUACCCCGUUCAAAGGCACUUAAAUAUUUGGUCUUGGCCAUUCACCCUCUGAAUGGCACACAUACACAAUCCAUGUCUCAAUUGUCUCGAGUCUUAAAAAUCCUUCUUUAACCUGUCUCCUCUCCUUCAUCUACACUGAUUUGAAGUGGAUUUAACAAGUGACAUCAAUAAGGCAUCAUGGCUUUCAUCUGGAUUCACUUGUUCAGUCUGUCAUGGAAAGAGCAGGUGUUCCUAAUGUUUUGUAUUCUCAGUGUACGAUUGUAUACAAAUGUAAGCAAGGUUUGAAAUGAUUGUUUUAGUCAAGUAUUAUAUCUGUUUGGGCUUCUUGCGGUCAAUUUGCAGUCUACAAGUUAUUUGUAAUUAUGUUCCGGCCCCCUGACCAUCCACUGUAGAAAAAAAAUCUGCCCGCGGCUGAAUCUAGUUGAUGAUCCCUGUCAUUGAGACUGAUGCGGGUGAUGUGUAGAGGGGGAGAAGAAUUGGUGGAAAUGUUUGCUUUCUAAAAUAUUAUUUUGGCAUGAGGUUGGACUUGAUGGUAGGAUGUUUGAUUUGUUCACCUAAUAGUGUUUUGUUAAAUGUAUUCUACGCACAUGCACGGAUGCACACACACACAAUACCCAUUCUGUGAAUGCCUUUCAUCAUGUAAGAAGCAUAGAAUGCAGUUAGAUAGUGAACGGAUACUUUAAGGUGACAUAGAAAUUUAUGUUUGCAGACAUCUCUCCAGUAUUUGUAUGAUGUAUUUACCCCUUUUUGUAUUUAUAAAAGGAUUUGAAAAACCAAGCCGAGGUGAAGCUCAGUAUCGUCCACUGCCCUCCCGUCACCAUGGCAAUAAUCAAGCGACCGGACCCCAAAUUUCAGUUGGGCUUCAGUGUGGAGGACGGCAUUGUAAGUGACAGUUAGUUUGUAUAUCAUUUUACUAUACAUUUUUAUUAAACAACUGCCAGACAGAAUCCCCAAACAGGAUCUAACAUUCAGGUUAUUAAUGUUUUAUUUAUGUCAAUAUUUAUUUGGCUCAGGCCCUGUCCAGUCAGUAGUGAGUAGUAUGCAUUUGAGGUUAUUUUUGUUUCUCACCUCGAACAUGGUCUUGAUUAAAGUUAAUCUGAAAUCAAUGUGGUCUGAAACAGAAUUUUUGAUUGAAUAGUACCUGUACGGCAUCCAUUUUAGGAACUCCAUAGUAGUAAAGCUAAAAUGGUCAAUUGCCCACUUUCAUAGCCUUACUUCACAGCCUUCAAUCACCUCAACUCUCUCACAUAUCUUUUCAAUCUGUAUUUUUCUAUCUUUCUCAUACCCUUGUUGCCUUGAGCAGAUCUGCAGUCUGAUGCGUGGAGGGAUCGCGGAGAGAGGUGGCAUCCGGGUCGGACACCGCAUCAUUGAAAUCAACGGGCAGAGUGUGGUAGCCACUCCUCACGAAAAGAUCAUCCACAUUUUGACUAACGCAGUCGGGGAGGUGAGAGGAAUUCAACCCUAACUCAGAAGCAAUAGAUUUAACAGACUUUCAUUUCAAGAAGCCUACUUUCUCUUUGCUGACAGAGCAUUACUCAGUUAGUCAAUUAAUUGGUCAAAGAAAUAUUAGCAUUGUCAUUCAUAAGUGUUCAUCUUUCUGAACAGAUUCACUUGAAGACCAUGCCAGCCUCUACAUAUCGCCUUCUAACGGGACAAGAUACGCCAGUAUUUCUCUGAGAGAACGGAGGAGAGAAUGCUGCUGCGCUCACAAGCAAACGAGCUAUACACAUGCCAUUUUGAAACUAAACACAUGCCAUUUUGAAACUAAACACAUGCCAUUUUGAAACUAUACACAUGCCAUUUUGAAACUAUACACAUGCCAUUUUGAAACUAUACACAUGCUCACUCACAGCCUCAUUGGACUUUUUUUAAUAUGCAAUUGUACUGCAUCAGCUGGCUAUUGAUACACCACUGAACAUAAAGGGGUGUCCACCUGUACAGAAUAUUUGAUGUAUGUAUGUUGGAAUUACAUGAUGCAGCACUUUUUGUUUUUUAAGUAUAAAACUGAGUUUAUAUUUAUGGGAUGUUUUAAAGCAAAUGAUAACUAAGAUUGGCAAUAGGAAAAGUGAGGUUAUUUUUCGACUAUACUAAUUAUCUUUCUCAACAGGAACAGCAGUACGUGCAAUUCAUGUCUUCCACCACCGCUCUUUAGUUGCAGAUGUGCCUCCGUUGAACUUGAGUUAAUGGAGAGAAGCCUUAUUUAAGGAAGAUGUCUCUCGUCAUUUCGUGCUUCCUGCCUCAUUCUAGACAAUGUCAUUGUGUAACAUGCACGUCAACAGGCGACUACAUCAGUGUUGCAUUAUUACGCUAUCUUCGAACGGUGUACUAUUAAUAUGCUGAAAGAUUUUGUAUUUUGCAUGCUAUUCCCAUUUCAGUGCCUAGAAGAAUGCAUAAUGUUGAGUUCUGUAUUUGCAGAAUCAAAGGUAACUUUUAGCGUAAGAGAGAUAUAUUUUUAAUGAAUGCAGUUUUGGAUGUUUAUUACAAUUGAUCUAUCCCAAGCAAUUGUUUUUGAUUGAUUAUGGACUGGGGAUAUGUGUGACUAAACCCUGUAUUGUAGGCUGUUUCUCUAAUGGUAUUGUGUGAUAUGUUUUGUCGUUCUACCUCCACAGUUUUAUAUUUAAUGCAAAAAUUGAAGAAAUCGACUCAAAAAAAGGUACAUACUAACCCCGUGACAUAUCGACAUCUUAGAAUACUCAUCAUAUGUGGGAGUAUCAGUAUGGGUGUGCAUUCUCUGCAAUGUAGGGAUCUUAUUUUGUAUAAGUUUCAGGCCUGACCCCACAGUGACAGAGCCGGACUGGAGAGUGAUGAGAGGCUCUCAAUGCCGUCUAGCACCCAGCAACAUUCCUAUGAUAGGAAUAUGGCCUGGCCACGUUGGUCACCACAGGUCAAUACCUGUUUCAUAUAAGGGCACACAAUAGCAAAACGUUUCGAAAAGUUGUCGAAUGGUGAACUAAAUAUGGAUAUUGAAUCCACUUUUGAAAUCAGUUACUGCAGUGCCAACUAUUUUUAGCAUACACAAUUCCUGUUGAAGAAUGAUGUGUGCUUGCAAUAUGUCAUGCAUAAUUGUUUAUUUUUAAUAGGAAGGUGUCUACAAAAAACAAAUGUUGGGCUAUUUAUUAUAUUGCCUUAUUGUACAUCUAAGAAUAUAACCUCUUACUUUUUUCUGUUAAGUAGUAGUAGUCGAUCUUGUGUAACACUAUCUGUCAUACUCCUGGCCAAUCGGCUUAAUUUGUGUGCCAAAAUAGAGGUAGAAUUGGCUAUGUCAUUAACCCUCAAAGUUCCAGAAUCGGGAGAAAAUGGCAGCCAUAUUGGUCA